Molecule: messenger RNA, 836 nt
Organism: Erythranthe guttata (spotted monkey flower)
Lineage: Eukaryota; Viridiplantae; Streptophyta; Magnoliopsida; Lamiales; Phrymaceae
Source: RefSeq, a predicted model, not a curated record
UUUAAUUAAUUUGCAGGUGAAUUUGAAUUCCUCUUCGGUCGAACUGAAUUCUCCGAUGGAGCCCCCUUCAAACCAAAGUUUCCGCAGCAACAAUUACGUACCUUCGUGGACAGACGAUGAUAAGAUAAUCGGCAUGAAGAGGUCAUACCCCUUCUCCUUAGAAAGUCCGCCGUUGUCGCAAUGCAAUUUUAAUCCGAAGAAUUAUUCUAAAUCGGACGAAUUAUUGGCUUCGUCUAGCGAUAGUAGAUAUAAAGCUAAUAUCGAGCCAAGAAGCAAAUGCGUGAUCAGAGAAGGCCCUUUGAACUCAAAUUCACUGCCCGAUCGUAACGUAAAAGACGUAAACCGAAAAAACGAGAGGCUAGAUGGAGAUUUUCUUACAUUGGCUCCUCCGAAUUUGAACUCGAAGCACGGAUUAUUCGAAUAUGAAAGUAUUCCAAUCGAGGAAUAUUCCAAAAGCUCGGACUCGUUUAGCUUCUUUCCAAUUAAAUUGCCGAACGAUGAAACGACGAGACAUUUGAGCAUCGGGAGUAAUAAUGGCGAAAAGGGAGAGACGAUUGAUCUGAAUUUAAAGCUGUAAAAAAGCUUUUGGUAUCAAAAGUGAUUUUUUUUUUACUGUGUUGUAAAUCCCUUUUUUUUAUAAUUUAUUUUAAUUUAAAACUUUGAGAGAGAGAUGCUUUUGAUGUUAAUGGUGUGUAAUUUUCUGCCUCUGUUGUUUGUCGAGUUAACUCAGUGAGUUCAAUUCUUGAAUUUUUAAUUUGAGUUUGAUGAAUUGGAUAAUAUGGAUAUUGUCCUAAGAAAUAUAGAUUAUGCUUAUGUUGGAUUUCUUAAAAGGACCA